Messenger RNA from Lucilia cuprina (Australian sheep blowfly), 630 nucleotides. RefSeq names its product cuticle protein 76. The record is from RefSeq and is a predicted model, not a curated record. NCBI's taxonomy places the organism in Eukaryota, Metazoa, Arthropoda, Insecta, Diptera, Calliphoridae. The transcript has 2 exons. Bases 68 to 547 code for a protein of 159 amino acids.
GACAUCAUUAACUAAAUAACAAUACUUCAUUAAACAAAUCCAAAUAACUCCAAAAAAAUCCUUCAAUAUGUUCAAAUUUGUUGUUGUCUUUGCUGCCUGUUUAGCUUAUGCUGCUGCCGGUGUUGUUCAUCAAACUGCUUUAGCUGCUGCUCCCGCCGCUGUAGCUGCUUAUGCUAAUGCUCCUUUGAAUGCUGCUGGUGGCAGUCAACAAAUUGAUGUUCGUCACAACUACGAUGGUACUUUGUCUUCCUACACUACCACCCCCUUCGCUUAUACUUCCCCCGUGUCUAGCCGUUAUGUAGCUGGUGCUCCUGCUGCCUAUGCUGCACCCGCUGCUUAUGCUGCUGCUCCUGCUAAAUAUGUUGCUCCCGCUGGUGUUGCUACACCUUUCGCUGUAGCUUCUCCUUAUGCUUCUCCAUAUGCUGCUCACUAUGCCGCUCCUUAUGCUGCUCCCUAUGCUGCUCACUAUGCUGCUCCCUAUGCUGCUGCUUAUGGUGCUCCUUUGGCUACCCCUUUCGCUGCUGCUCCCGCUAAAGUAGUUGUUUAAAUUUUGAAAUUAUUUUCCAUUUUCAUAUUUUGUUUUUGUAUAUAAUUGUUGAUAAUAAUAAAUAUUUAUUUUUGUAAAUAUUA